Messenger RNA from Coregonus sp. 'balchen', 6232 nucleotides. The record is from the annotation of a GenBank genome assembly. NCBI's taxonomy places the organism in Eukaryota, Metazoa, Chordata, Actinopteri, Salmoniformes, Salmonidae.
CCUCUACAGCCAGAGGAACCUGGCUGAAAUCACAGAGCUCAUCCACACGGCCUUCCUGGUGCAUCGUGGGAUCGUCAAUCUCAAGGAGUGGACCAACUCUGACGGACCUCUGAAGGACAUGCAGUUUGGAAACAAGAUGUCCGUUCUCAGUGGGGACUUCUUGCUCGCCAAUGCUUGCACUGGACUGGCCCAGCUAAACAAUACUAAGGUAUGAAAUAGUCGUCAUAUAACACAUUAUGUUGGAGAUACAGAUUUCUUGCCCUGUAGCUUUUUCGUUCUGCCUUUAAAUUUCUUCCAAAAUGCAAUCUGAAUUCAGACUUUUUACCUGUGAGAUCUCAAUAGAUCGUCAGUGAGAUGAAGAUGAUAGUUGACAAUGCUAAGAUCGCUGCAGUACAACUAAGGAUAGUGAUGAGAAUACAAACAGUCUAAGCGGAGUUUAAACACCAUUUACAUCAGCUUGCUGUGUCAAGUUUUCCUGGCCGUUGUGGAUUGAUCGAAUCAACAAAUAUAUUAUCUCACUUAGGCCACUGGCAGGCAGACCGAUACUCACACACAACAUAUGCUUGGGUGGGAAUAAUGCACCCUCAUUUACACAGGUUACAUUCUCUUACGGCCUUCUACUCAUUCUUACUAAGCACUUCUGCAGAUUGUGUGUCUGUGUGCGUGUCUGGGUGCGGGCAUGGUGGGUCACAGGUCACUUCCAGUGCAUACACUGGCAAUCCUUUGCUGACAGAAUAUGUCACCAACCUCAACUGACAGAUUGUCACCAACCUCAUCUGUCAGAAUGUGUCACCAACCUCAACUGUCAGAAUAUGUCACCAACCUCAACUGUCAGAAUGUGUCACCAACCUCAACUGUCAGAAUGUGUCACCAACCUCAACUGACAGAAUGUGGCUGCACAAGAGGAUCAUAAUAACCACUUUUCUCUCUGCUUUGCAAUCUUCCAAAUUCUCCCCCCUGCCCACUCCCUCAGCUCAGAUUGUUCAUGCUCAGACAGACAAACAGGCAUUUAAAAUGCCACCUAAAGACACGGUGAUCAUGACAAUUCUGAUAACAGAAGUACUUUUUUUUCUUUAAAUUUGGGCAUUGUCAAAGUGGUAUACAUAGGCAUUUUUAACACCUUACAUGAACAUCAUGACACUCAUUUGUUUUGCAGUAUAAUUCAGAUUGUCUUAUUUUCAAUAAUGUAAUGACAUUCUAGAGCUCCCCCUGCUGGACAUGCAUACAUGUGCCCCCCCCACAAGAGUUGUAAAACAGCCUAGUUAAAAUGUUGAAAUUAGUACUCACGUGUGUCUAAACUAUGGUCACGACACUGCCUCCUAAACAAAUGGACAAUGACAAAUAGAGACCCCUAUUCAAACCUUGAUAGAGAAUAAAAUGUUCACACUCACCAAUUGCUUGAGGUGUAAUGUGAGAAAAUAUAUUUUUCAAGGAUUUUAUUGUGUUUACGUGUGUGUCACCUAAGACAGACAUGACAGUAGUAGCAGUCGUAGCAUAAGCGCUUAGAGGUUUAUAAGCAUUUCACAUAAACCAGGGAAUAUUUCAGGGGAGCAAUUGAUCUGGAUUAUGUGUUCCGGCCUUGAGAGGAAUCCUAGGCCGGUAUAAAGGGUAAAGUGAUCUCGGAGCCCAGCUCCGGUUUCUCUCCCUCACAGACCUGUCGGCAAAACACGAUCUGCCUGGAUUUGGGAGUAGAGUAAGGGGGAGGCGGGGGCUUAUCUGAUACUUUCCAAAAAAAGACCCCCACUCCCCCCUCCCUUCAUUUUCCUAAUUCCCAGCCUAGCAAAGACAGCACAUCUGGUAACACUGUAGGGGUAUUGUCCUUUUGGGCCUUUCGUGAGGCUUGAGUUUCUUUAAUAUUUCCUAAAGGAUCUGGUUACCCAGAGCGCAGUAUGAAGACUCUGAUAGAGACACACUCUCAAAUCAUGAAAAAACCUCUUGAAUUUAAGGGAGUACAACAAAUAGAUUGUCUUUCUUAUCUACCUGUAAAUCUUUGUGCCCAUACACUGUUCUUUAGGAGCAAUUUAUUGUGAAAGAAGAUAAAGCUGAUGAACAUCGUGUUUGUGAUUAUUUAAACUCAGUCAGUGGUUUGGACAAUCAUAUAAAAUAAGGUGCCUGACUGAAUUUAGUAUAGUGUGUGAGUGGGGGUGCUAUUUAAAAUGUAGUCAUGGAUUCCCACUGCAAGAGGGACUGGGCAACUGCAGACAGAUGACACUAUGACCUCCAAGUUUUAAUGGAGCUUUAUGUGACAAAGCUGUUCAGCCUCCCGAGAUCUUUGACUUGAUGCCCCAAAGUUCACAAUUUUAACUGGGGCAAGUUGAAUCCUAAAUAAGAAAACAAUUAAGAUUUGUUUCCUUUUUUUAACAUUCAUUCCACUACAUGCCCACACACCUGGACCUAGUAGACUUGAGAAUUCCUCAAAGGGAGGGAGCUAGUGUAAAACAUUAUAAAAAUGAUGAAUAUACAAUACCGCCGGGCCACAACCUGUUGAGCAGAGUGAAGUUAUAUCUAAAACAAGAAGGUAUCAAAUUGAUAAUCAAUUCUGAGUUGGGUUGUUGAUGACAAAGAGCCCCAGCACCAGAUGUCAGACCACUGCUCCAGAGCCUCAUCAACCCCUCAGCCCUCAUAAUAUUUCCUGAUUUCUGCCUUGCCAGCCUUUCAUCUUCUCAGACUGGAUACCUGAUAAAGCCUCAUAAUACAGUUUAAACUGGGGGUCGCUAUAAAUAAGAUUGAAAUUGACAAAGCUCAGUCUGGGUGUACUUAAUAAAAACAGCAGGCAGUCCUCAGUCAGUCCACACUGUUCCGAUAAUGAGCUGGAAAUGUGAGGAGUUAGAGCUGGUCAAUUUACAGCCCAGACACCCUCUUAGCCUAAACCCCAUCCCCAUCUCACUUUAGAGCAAUUUCAAUACUACAUAAAGUACUUUCAUGGUGGUUAACCAAAGCUUUUUUCUUUUGCGUUUGACAGGUUGUGGAGUUGAUCUCGAGUGCCAUUGGUGACUUGGUGCAGGGAACCUACCAUGAGAUGCCCAACAGUUUGGAGGUAAGACAAUUUAUAUACCACUACCAGGGACACCCUAGCCAGCUAUAGCUACCGGUAACAGCCAAAAUAAAGGAAACGCCAACAUAAAGUGUCUUAAUAGGGCGUUGGGCCACCACGAGCCGCCAGAACCGCUUCAAUGCGCCUUGGCACAGAUUCUACAAAUGUCUGGAACUCUAUGGGAGGGAUGUGACACCCUUCUUCCACAAAAUAUUCAGUCGAUUUGGUGUUUUGUUGAUGGUGCUGGUGCUGGAAAACGCUGUCUUGGGCGCCACUCCAGAAUCUCCCAUAAGUGUUCAAUUGGGUUGAGUUCUGGUGACUGAGACACACAUACACCCUUUAAACCCCCUGUGCUCCUUUGAUACCCCUCUUUCAAAGUCACUGAGAUCUCUUCUAGCCAUGGUAGCCAAAAUAAUGGGCAACUAGGCAUUUUUGUAUACAUGACCCUAAGCAUGAUGGGAUGUUAAUUGCUUAAAUAACUCAGAAAACCACACCUGUGUGGAAGCACCUGCUUUCAGUAUACUUUGUAUCCCUCAUUUACUCAAGUGUGUCCUUUAUUUUGGCAGUUACCUGUAGUUACAACACCAUACAAACUAACUGAGAACAUUACUAAAAAAAUAUGUCAAGGCAUCCCCUACUACAGUUAUGGUCAUAAUAACUAAAAAAAAGGUGAGUUUUGUUUUUAACAUAAAAUGAAAACAUGCAUUUUACUAAAUUAUUAAUUUGGACAAACUUUUUAGUGUGCUUACCUGAUAGAACAGUGUUGUUCAUUUAUCAGUCUGCUAGUAUUACGUACUGGAUGCAACCUGAUUAUUUGUGACGGGUAGAGAGAUACGGUUUACACCUCACCCUCUGAAGAAGAGCUUUCCCAGCAGAACUCAGUGUUAUGUUCUACCUCAGAGGUGGUUCCAGUUUCAACCUGGGCUCUUCUCUCCUUGGAACUUUAUACUGUGGUUAUAAAUCGCAAUUUUUAAACAAAAUAUAAAGUUUUAGUCUCCAGUUUUUAUUUUUCCAGUGAAAUGCUCUUAUGAACAAUUAAGUUCCAAAGAAUUAAAGUUGUACCGUAUAUUCUAUAGUUGGCGCUGUUAUUCGAAAUGUAGAUAAUCGGAUAAAAAUGUACUUCUAUGUAAUGGAAACAGUCAUAACUGAAUACAUAACACUUUAUGUAAACUGCUCUUUUCAGGACAAUAGCCUGACUGAUGAAAUCAACAUGGUCACGUGGGAGGAGCAGACGUUCUUGUCCCAUGGUGCCUUGCUGGCAAAAAGCUGUCAGGCAGCGAUGGAGCUCGCCAAACAUGACAAAGAUGCCCAAGGACUGGCUUACAAAUAUGCCAAGCAUCUAUCACUGGGCCACAAGGCAAGUAUUGCAGGAAACCUGAAAGAUUGGCUUUGCUGAAAAGUAUAGAAUCAUGCUGCUUUCAAUCUUUCCUAAAAAUGUGAAAAUGCGAGUGAAAGACACAGUGGGUAUUUGCAAUAUACUGAGAUAGGUGGUGAAACGUAACAUGUAAGGAUCAUGACUAGGCUGUCAUGAUUAUUGACAAAUGCUGUCAUUCCCCCCUAUUUAGUUGAACUCUGACCUGCAGCUAUUUGUGAAGAGCAGCUCAGCAGACCCAGUAACCUUCAGUUUUAACUCGGCCCCUGUGGUUUUCCACCGGCAGAUUGUGGGGCAGGAGAGAUGGUGUCAUCAGCUGCAACAGGUACUGAACCACUUAUCCUGUGCUAUUACUUUUGACAUUUUAAUUGUUUAUAUAGCCACAAGGUUAGGAUGUAUACUUACUUCUUGAAUUUUCUUUCCCACCAUCUUUCUCUGUGAACAGGCAAAAACUAUUGGAAGACAAAUUGACUAUACAAAGGUGAGCAGGGUGAAUGUACAUACAGUGGAUGUUUAUUAUUGUGCUAUGGUAGCAAGGUAGGUUGCAAGACUGUCAAAGAUGCUUAGAGAGUGUUGAUAUCCACUGUAACCAAUCACAAGUUUGACAUUUCCUUCCCAAAGUCAGUUAGAAAGGAAAGGAGGGGACAGAUGGGGGUGCAGGAAGAGACAAGGGGGGGGGGGGGGGGAUCUCUGGUCACGUCUGAAACCAGAUCGUGGGGAUUAGGUAACCAGGACUAUUUGUGGAGGAGACAGAGAGACUGAGACAGAUCCAUUGUCAGAGAAUCUCCUUCAGGAGGGGGGAUAUGGGGAGAACGUAUCCUCCUAACUGCACAACAGUUAUUGUAGUAACUAUAAUUUUCAUUUCCAUAUAGAUUAGUAUUUACAAUAUAAUAAAUGUGUCCUGCUUGCCUGGGCUUUUACUCUGAAAUACACAUUGUGUCAAACACUAGGUGUGCCCUGUGCACUGCUCCUGUUAGUCUUAAAUGUAAUGCAGUCUGAACAUCCAUGGAGAUGGUCUCAGUCAGACCAUAUUUUGGUAAUCUCUGCCACCUGUUGUUCAACAUAGGAAGAGAAGGUGGUGGACAGGACUUUCUGGGGACUAAUGGAGUAUGGUGGAGACCCUUGGAGUGUGCUGUGUCCCGUUUCCAAACUGAGGAGCGUGCACCCACAUUAGUGCAGAGGAGCAAUGCUCCCUGCCUGCUGUUUUUUAAGCGAAAGCCCACAGGGGCUUUUCAGUCCCAGAAUUCAUUAGGUAGAACGCCCUAAGCAAAAAGAUGUCCUGACUGAGUCAGAGCAGAAGGGGGAAAGACACCCAAGAUUACUCAGUGUGUCUGGGAGGAGGGGGAGUCUCAUGACCAAUGUACAGUUUUGUCUUGACCACUGCACAUUCCAUCCUCAUUGUUCACAAUAGGAUGCUAAUUUCAACAUUUGCUUACAAAAAAAAAUGCUGAAGUCAUGUCAUAUGGUCUCUUCCUGCAACAGCUGCGGUCCACGAUCAAGUUGGAGAAAGGUGUCACCUCGACAAUAGAUCUGUGUCAUUACCACGGCAACAAAGCUCUGGAGUCCAUCCAGUGUUUCCCUUCCUCUGAGGCGCGCUCAGCCUUGGAGAACAUCGCUCGCGCGGUCACAAAGUUCUGACCCCCUACUCCCCUGUGGCCACAAUCAAUCAAUGCUCAAACACACACAAAAAACUAUCUUGGUUCCAUUUAAGCCAAUCGGUGAGCAGAACACUCGCAACCCUCACCGGCGUUUACCGGAAAUGAAACUACAGAUCACACCUUUAAAACUCAAUUUAACUGUUUGCUAUUAAAACAAUUCACAUCCAG